GGUAACAUCAAAUUACAUAUAACUAGUCGUUAGCUCGUGGAAAAUCUACGGGUUCGCCCGUCCUUUUUAUACCGCAUUGCGUGCUUCUCGCUAUUGCGCAGCUAAGCUACCAUUUUGCGUGACAGACAGACAGACGUAUACGGGAGAGAUUAUAGAUUAAAGAACUCUUAACUUGUUUUUUUUUUUUUGCUUUCUUGAAUCUUCGAUUAUAUUUCCAUUAAAAAUCACCCGUUGAGUUAAAUAUGUAAAAAAACUUGAAAUUCUUGGGAACAAAAGAAACUGAACGUAGAUUUUCAUGAUAACGUCUAAGUGCUUUUAUUUUUUCAGUUUGCAGAGAUAUAAGCACUCGCACACGUUGUUUGUAUCAUUUACAGAAUUGUCAAACCAGCAGUGAAGUGCGUUAUUAUUGUCGAAAGUCAUGUGGAUUGUGUGGUUAGUAUGACAUACGCAGAAGAUAAGUUGAGUCUCUUUUAAUAAACUUGAUGCUCAACACGUUGUGUUUACAUUUUUUAGGUUGCAGGGAUAGAAGUUUCAAUUGUUUACAUAACAUUAAAUUUUGCAAGAGCUACAAAGACGUACAAUAUUAUUGUCCAAAGUCGUGCGGACUAUGUGGAACAACGACACACUCGCCAACAAUAACAAAGCUAGCUUGCCAAGAUAAAACCACGCUUUGUCGAUAUCUCAUUCAAGAUUGCAAAACCAACACCAACGUACAACGUGACUGCCAAAAGUCAUGUGGGUUAUGUGGAAUGAUUACAAGGAAACCAACAGCAACAAGAUCAGCAUUGUGUGGGAUUUCCUCGAUAAGAAGUGCUCGGAUUAUUAAUGGAAACAUUUCCAAACCAGGAGAAUGGCCUUGGCAAGUAGCUUUACUAAGAGACAAUGUUUUUAUCUGCGGUGCAAUGCUCAUAUCACCGACGUGGGUACUAACGGCUGCACAAUGCAUUGAUCGCAUAUCAGUGUCUUCCAUUAAAGUAGUACUAGGAGAAGAUGAUCGCGAAAAAGCCUCUGGAAGUGAGCAAAUAAUUUCUGCCGCACAUUUUGAAACGCAUGGAAAAUAUAAUCAACCAACAAAUUUAAACAAUGACAUUGCAUUGAUCAGAUUGUCAAAACCUGCACGUUUAAAUAAAUACGUAAAACCUAUAUGUUUACCGCUGCAAGGAACGAAACCUGGAAAAGCAGGAAGCUGUUACUUAUCCGGUUGGGGAAAGUCUACUCAACCUGGCCAAUAUGUCAAUCGUUUGCAUCAUGCAAAAUUGUCCAUCAUGGAGUCUGAUAAAUGCAAAAAAUCCAACUCAAAGUACGUUCCAAUAACUCCUCAAAUGUUAUGUGCAACUGGUGAAAACAUGGCUUCUGGUUGCUAUGGCGAUAAUGGUGGACCGUUUGUUUGUCAGGCUGCGAAUGAACGUUGGACACUGCACGGAGUAUUUAGUUGGGGAUCUCCACGUUGUUCGGUUUCCGAUGCUUACUCCGUCUUUGCGCGAGUGUCAUCAUUCCGUCAAUGGAUUGACAGAUUUGUGUAAUUAUCGAUUUAUAUAAAUCUUAUAUUCUCAAUAAUUUUUUUCUACCUUGUAAUCAAGCUGAUAUUGCUUAUAAUUGGGUUGGUUCUUUUUUGGUGUACUACUGCUACCAAAAGUUAAUUUUAGUUUACCUUAACAAUCUAAUAUCUCUAUUAGAUUUAAAGUUUAUGAAAUGGGAGUCCCGACCGAGUGGGCUGGAAGCUUUUAAUUGCUUCAGGUUGGAAAACCGACAUCUUUGUUUAUGUUUAAAUUUACAUUUUUUGAGACAACAUUUUGUGUUAAGAAUGUUAAACACGUUAAAAACAAUUUUAUCUGGCUUUACAAAGUACUAAGAAAGAAACAAAGCGUUAAAGCGACGUGUUAAGCUACCAGUAAUGAAAUAUUAAACGUCAGGUUAAGCGCCAAAGUACAGAAAAGCCUUGCUGCAUUUCUAGGUGGAACGCUGUAGUAAAAGGUAUACAGUAUGUCGCAAGAGAAGCGCACACAGUGUUACCGUUUCGGAUGUAAUGUAUAACUUUCCCGCAACUUUAGCUUGAACAAAAACAGAUUAUUACCUGAUGAUACCCUGUCAUAGCAAGAAUCGGCCGACAUAUUUUAAAAUUUGCAAAAUGAGUUCCCGUGAAAGUUCAAAAUUUAAUCACACACCAGGAUGAAGGCUGAGUGACUUCUUUUUACAUCUUUCUGACAAACACAAAAAACUACUUUUUUGGUGUACAUUGGUAUUUCGUUCUGGCUGAAAUCGUUGAAAUCGGUCGUGAAUAAUGUACAAGUACGAGUAAUACAAGUAAAGUUUAUAACGAAAUCGUCGACGUGAGAUCAUUGCACAAAGAAGAUUACUUUCAUUGUAAUUGCCUCCUACUCUAGGAUAACAACCACCGUACUUUGUAAUAGCCGAACUAAUAGCUCUGAUGCUUUUUUCGGUUGGGAAAACCUUUGAGAUUGCUACUCAAUGACGACGUAAGCAAUUACUAACAUAAUUUCAUAUUUAACAAUUUUAGACAGAAUAAUAAAUGUUGAACUAUCGUUGUUUGUUGAAUUGAUUAGGUGGUAUUUUGUCUCGUCGAAGUCAUUAAAGCAAACUGAACAAUAAAUUUAAAAAAAGGGCAAUAAAUAAGGCUAGCUGGCUAUAGAUGGCUUGAUUCUCUCCCAAAAUCUACGUUUGUAGCCAAAACCUUAGUCAUGAAAGGAACGAUUUACAUGGCAUACGUAAAUUCAUUAUUAGAAAGGCGUACUUAAAUUAUACGGCUUUAAAUCUUUUUUUUAAGAUUGACAAGUUCGGAGUACGUAUUACUUACAUAAAAAUAAUCUUGUUGCUUUUGAAAACCCGCCCUCCUUUCUACUCAUGCGUGACCAGUGUUGUAAGUUCAUUUUAAUUGUUGCUAUUGUAGCAGCUCUUGUUGAAUAUCUAAUUUUCAUGGUACUUUUCUAAAUUACUUUACGGUCUGAUACCAGUGUAUUAUAGAAGACCUUGUUUGACUUUUUCGUCUGAUUUUCAUAUACAUAAGACAUACAUAAGACGUAUUUAAAUGCCUAUUUAAAAAUAAAUAUGGAGAUAUAUCACUAGAUUUUUUUGCAACAGUCUAAUUGCCAUGGGAGUUAAACCUUUUUGUAGAUAAAGACUAGGCUUAGAAAUAACAGAACUACCCAUAUUAGUUUCACUAGGAUAGCUGCAAGCCACAUGCAAAUCUCAUGGAAGGGCCCUAGUCAUCCAGAUAGUUAAUCUGCAAGGUAACAAAUAGCUACAGGACCAAUUAAAUGUUUGUAUUAAAAUAAUUCCCAGGUGCUUUACUGUCGGGAUAGAUCGAAAACCGGUGUGAAAAAAGAAACUAAACAAUUUUGGUUUGUUUGUGGAAUCGCUGACAUGUCUUUAUGAAAUGCACA
Messenger RNA from Hydractinia symbiolongicarpus, 3401 nucleotides. Its product is annotated as chymotrypsin B-like. Gene Ontology annotation, biological process: proteolysis. The transcript is spliced from 7 exons. The record is from RefSeq and is a predicted model, not a curated record. Lineage: Eukaryota; Metazoa; Cnidaria; Hydrozoa; Anthoathecata; Hydractiniidae. Gene Ontology annotation, molecular function: serine-type endopeptidase activity. Bases 483 to 1523 code for a protein of 346 amino acids.